GGCAAGUCAACACCUUCAUCCAGGCCAGCGACGACACGCAAGCAAGCAUGAAGAAUUCGAACAGCGUGUGCAAGUAUGUGCUUGUUGGCCAGGAGCUUUCUGAGAAGCUCUGUGGUCAGAGGAUGCUUCGGUGCGUGUGUUGCGCGAACGAGUGGCAAGGGAACAGGCGUGGGGCGGCGCAACAUUUUUGCAGCGUGAAGGGUUGUUCGCAGGUGACUCACAACGCUCUUAGGGACAUCCAUUACACGAGCGACUGCACGUUCGAGGGAAAGUGGUUGGAAGGAAUCCGCAAGUAUGAGGAGCUUCACGGUGCUUGGGUGGAGAACAAGAUUCCUGGCGGAGGUCCUCAUGAGGCCAGGGCGGCGUCCACAGCCCCAAUUGGGGCAAGGCAGCAGGGCGAUGAUGUCAUCGAUUUGAAUGGCGAGGGAGAAUGUGGCGGGGAGCACGCGGGUACAUAUCAGCAGCGGCCAGGCAAGCUGCCUGUUGGUGAGGGUGGUUCAAAUUUAGGGAAGAGGAAGGAUAUGGACGGUGCCAUGAUGCAACAGGGGAGGAAGAUGAGGCAGCCAGCGAUAAAAGAGGUGUUUGGGUCUGACUGGGUUGCCAAACACAGGAAGUUGUGGUUGCGCUCCGUAUACAACAACCAAUUUGCCUUCAACAUCUUUCGGAGCCCCACAUGGAAGGCAUACACCGCACACUUAAGGGACAAACCCUCUUCAGUGCCCGUGAUUCAGCCUUCCGAGGAGGAAGUCGCAGCAAAGGAUAUGGUGGUUGAGACGGCAAUCGACAUUGUUGUCGGUCUUAAGGACAUACAAGAGCCAUUUAACCACACAGGGGGCACGAUCCUGUCCGACGGCAGGAAGUCUCGUGAUGGGAGACCCAUCGUAAACUUCCUAACAGCUGGUGCUCGAGGAGUGAUGACGUGGAGCACCCUCAACAGAAAGGGUGAGUCCAAUGAUGCGCUGGCAGUGUUGGGGAGGUGGAUAUCAGUCUUCCAUGACUUCGGUCCAGGCAGGGUCAACGCAGUUUGCACAGACUCUGUGUCUGCCUAUGUAAAGGCAGGCAACGCUUUGGCCGAUCCAAAUAUGCGGCCUGAGUACAAACGCAUCACGUGGCUUCCGUGCGCGACGCACGUGUGCAACAAGUUGUUGUCGGACAUCGGGACAACGGGUCUGUGGGGCCGGGUGCUUCAUCGACUUAGGAAGGGUCCGAAGAACCCCAAGAGACAACUGAUACUGGAUUCUCAGUCGCCGUCGUCGUCGAUGGGUGCGAGGACGGAGGGAGGGCAGAGAGGAGAUUUGGGUGGUGGUGUUGGUUCUGGGUUGGGGAGUGCAUGGUCACUAGGGGACUUGAGGACGUUAGGGGAGCUUCCAGAUGGUAGUGUAUGUCGCAAGGAGCUAGAUGACGAAGCCCAUGAGGGGGCAGAUCAUGACCAGGUUGGACUCCGGGACCAUGCUAUGGAAUCAGCGUCCAUGCGCGAUUUCAUGAAGGAACUCAAGGCCACUCUGCCUGCCAUGACGGAGGGUGAGGCCAUUCUUGUGCAGGAGGCCGAUGCCGAGGUGGUCCAGCCUCAGCCACGGCCGAUUCACAUGGGAGAGCCUGCACCCGAAACAGAGGACGAGCGCAUGGCUCGAGAGGCGAGGGAGGACAAGGAGGAGGCCGCAAGGGCAAAGGCCCUAGCCGACGUCGACCCGCACACGCAAUGGCCCGUGACGUGGAGACGGUACGAGCAGGAGACGCGAAGGAUGGACGUGGCAGACGUGACUCACGCGAGUCUUGCGCCGGUGGGGGGAGAGGCAUUCCCGAUUCGUGUGGAGCUGGAGGAGGACGCAUGUCAGCAGCCUCACGCGGAUGAACGUGCGUGUACGACUAUACCCGGUUCAGGCGCGGAGCAGGGAGUACGUGUUAUGGCACCCAUCGCAUCGACUGGUGGGGGGAUGGAGUUGAUCACUUGUUCUCGAGAGUUUGAGGUCUCAGCGCCCAUUCAGGGGGACGGAUCGGCGACCACACAUCGUCUGUUGCAUGGGCCGACGUUGCAAUCCAACGUCCGCCACCGCUUAUCCCCUCAGCGGAUUCAUCGUCGUCCACCUAGCAUUGAGAGGCGAGGCAUUCCUUACGUAGAGCAGCCCCAAGGCAGUUUGAUAUUCGACACUAUGAUUGCUGAUGAGUUGGGUGCGUGCCUUGCGGAGGAUCUCACAGAGGCGAGACGUGAAGCGAGGAUCGACUCUAAGAAAGCCAAAGGAGUUCUUCCACGCAUGCAGUCCGUUUCAUGGGGCCUUGCCAGCCCCACACCGCCUCAGAUGCUUCGGUGGCGCUGGGUGCCAUGGGAGUUGGUGCGGUGUAGUCCCCUCCUUGUGUCGCACGUGAUCGUGGGACACAGCCGUCUACGCCUGCCUCAGUGGCGGGCAGGCGACGAGAGUGUGGAGAGGCGACAUCGAGCGUCGUGGGAAGAGCAGGGAUGGCAGCAAGGAAGGGGUGGACUGGAUCGAAUGGGUCACCUAGUUCUGCCAGGGAUCCGACUGAGCUGUUGCCAGCAGGGAGAGCCAGAAGGGAAGCUGAAUGCAGAGGAGGACGAGGAGGACGAGGAGGACGAGGAGGACGAGGAGGACGAGGAGGACGAGGAGGACGAGGAGGAGAAGGAGGGGAAGGAGGACAACGAGGACGAGGAGGACAAGGAGGAAGGCGAGGAUCAGGUGGUGGUGCAAGAAGAGCAGGGAUGGAAAGAAGGAAGGGUUGGACUGGAUCGAGUGGGUCAACUGGUUCCGUUAGGUAUCCAACUAAGUUGUCGCUUGCAGGGAGAGCCAGAAGAGAAGCUGAAGGCGGAGGAGGACGAGGAGGACGAGGAGGACGAGGAGGACAAGGACUCCGAGGUGGAGGAGGACGAGGAGGAGGUGGGGGAGGAGGAAGACAAGGAGCAGGUGCAGGGGGAGGUGGAGGGCGGGGAGGAGGAGGGGAAGGAAGGGACAGGUUUGAGAAUCCUGACAGCCGAUGACGAUCUUGCCAAACGCUCUCUCAAGGAUGAUACCACUCGUCGUCAAGCUCAGCAGCUUGCCAACUUCUUCUUAACUCGAUCUGGUGCUAACAGUCAAGAAAACGGGAGUGGUGUAACAACCAUGAACCUGAAGAAUGGCCGAAACAGUGGUUUAAUAAUGGUCAAGAUUGGCCAACAGCUUCAGCAUCUGGUCGAUGGCGAGGGUAAUCGUGGAAGCUGCAGCAAGGCAUUAAAGGAGAGAAGGAUUAUCCUGCCGAUUCAGUGCUCCCCUGGAGGACGACAUAGCAAUGACCCUGAGGACUACAAGGACAUCCAAAUUUAUCCUUCAGCGGAUGAGAUAAUGUGCACUGACGAUCCGUACCUUCCUCUCACUGAGGAGGUCUUUUCAGAUGGAGCACGGAAUGCCUGCCAGUACUUGGAUUGGUCCUUCCGUCUUCUCAGACAAGAUGUCAUAUCUGUUGUCCGGGAGGAGAUUCAGGUUCUGGUUCCCCGUCCUUCUGAGUCCAGAGUGGCGGAAUCCGACAUGAGGAAGCGGGAGAAGCCACAACAGCAGCGGUUGACAGCCCUGCAGCGUAAGCUCCGUCAACGUCUUGAGCAACGAUCGGUUGAAGUACUGGAGUUUGGCAGCGUCUGCAUUCCUCCUUUCACCUCCUCCUCCCCUUCUUAUCUCCCACCGUUCGGAUUUUCUAUGAUUUUUACACCACCGUAUCAGCUACAGCAUUCGCUGAGCAGGCUGCAUCAAGCAGAGGCUCGACAAAUCACGAAUUUGGAAAUGAGAGAAAUCGAGAGGAAGAAGAAAGAGGAGGAGGAGAAGAAGCAGGGCGGGAAGGAGACGAGGCAGGAGAAGGAGAAGAAGCGAACCUCAGGUGGUGAGACUUCAUCUACGGGGCAAAGACAAGCAAGCUACGGUUGCCACCAGGUAAGCAAACCGCAGAGUCUAGAGGAACAGAUAAGCAAGGCGCAUAAGUAUUUCCAGCGUAAAAGGAAGAGGGUGAAGAAGGAGUUCUGGAGAGGCAACUGUUACAACAAAUUUCUGCAUCGAGAGUCCCUUCUGGCAUUUGUAGAGAAUGGUAAACUGAUCAGAUUGGGUGUGAUCAGCAGUAGAGACGAUGAUGACAGGCUUUUUGAAGAUCCCCCGGCUGUUAUUGUUUCAUUUCUGGACAAAGAGGCCUCCAUGCAGACGGUUUUGGAGCUGAGGAAGCCGCGUGUAGGCCUCAGGGCCUUCCAGCUGUCAGCUCCCUUCUUCGCAUAUGCACCGGUACUUCACCGUCUGCAAUCAUUGCAUCUUGUCCCUUUCAAGGAAGCUCUGCUGGACUGGAAACCUCCUACUUUGCACAACUCUGCUUCUGCCCCUGUUCCUCCCUCUCCUUCUCGUCCUUCCUGCUCCUCCUCCUCCACCUCCUCCUCCACUUCUUCUUGUGCUGAGAUCCACGGGUCUGCAACGCCACUGAGUUAUCAGAGCAAACCUUUCGCUGACUUUAUUCGACGCCUGGAACAAUGGCCUGCCAGUCAGGAUCUCUCUUCGCUGUUGAAUCUCCCGAAAGCGCUGGUUCUUGAUGAGAGACAAAAACAUGCAGUUGUACAUGCACUGAAGAUGCCUGUGGCACUCAUUCAGGGCCCUCCUGGGACAGGUAAAUCUUUCUGCGGCUCCCUUAUCGCUAAGAGUAUCCAUGAUCACUCCAGUGAAACGAUUCUCUGUGUAUGUUACACCAACCAUGCCCUCGACCAGUUUCUUGAAGAUUUGCUUGAUAUCGGCUUAUCCGGAUCGGAGUUCCUUCGUCUUGGUGGAGGAGUGAAAGUCAGCGAUCGAAUCAGACCUUUCACAUUGAGGGGGAGGUCAAGGCACAAGAAGCAAGAUCCUUCAUUUCGCAAGGUAUACCGGGGGUUGAUGAAUCGUAGACAAGAUUGUGAGAGCAAUGUUCGGAAGCUGGCCGAGGUAGGACGAAUAGAAAGUCUUCAGAUUUCAACAGCUUUUCAAAUGUUUCAAGAAUGCAUCUGUGAAGUGGCAGACGAGUUCAGACUGUCAGAAGAGGCCAGGACCAUUGUCGGAAAGGACGGCAAACCCCUGCAAUCUAGGUACUUGUGGGAUAGAUGGGUGGCUGGCCGGGAUAGAGGACUUGUUGGUCCCUUAGAUGAGGGGGAGGGGUUCAAAGAUGAAUUCGGACUGUGGGCAAUGAACGUUGAGCAAAGGAGAGAGAUGGUAGAGAACUGGCGCAAGGAGCUGAUCGAAGAGUUGCUGAUGAGACCCCUGUUUUCUGAGUUGCAACGCCUACACCCGUUGAGGGAGAUGAUGAAUGAACAUAAGCUAGGACCCAUAUGGCAUGACCUGAACAAGGUGCGCAUCGUUGGUUGCACUACUACCGGUGCAGCGAAGUAUCACCGAGAGCUUCACGCGCUCGGAGCAGACGUGGUCAUCAUGGAAGAAGCGGGAGAGAUCGUUGAGCCCCAUGUAUUGUCCAGCUUGACACGUAACUGCAAGCAACUGAUAAUGAUUGGUGAUCACGAGCAGCUGCGUCCAAAGAUCAAUCAGUACUCCCUGCAGGUAGAGAGCGGUGGGCCAUAUGCCUUAAACAGGUCGCUGUUUGAACGGCUAGCCACGGCAGACUACCCACAUGUACGGCUGCAGUGGCAGCAUAGGAUGAGACCAGAGAUAUCUGACUUCAUCAGACAGCUGAUCUAUCCCGACUUGAAGGAUGCGGACAGCACCAAGAGUAGACCUGAUCUAAAAGGAUCUUGGUCUAACGUCAUUUUCAUCGAUCACGAUCGCCCGGAGGGUGACUUGCAAGCUCUAGAGGGCUCACGACGAGCAGACGACUUGCUGUCAAAGACAAACAUGGAAGAGGUUAAAUGGGUUGUUGGCAUUGUGAAGCAUAUUCGCAGACAGGGAUACAAGAAUGAUGACAUUGCUGUGCUGACGCCAUAUCUGGCUCAGCUUCAUGCUAUUCAGGAGGAGCUUUCUAAAGUCUUCCCUACUUUCAUAAACGAUCUCGAUGCUGCUGAGCUCACUCAGCAUUCUCUGUCCAAGAAACCGGGGCAACCACAAUCUCCUUCUGUUCCAUCCUCCUCCCCCUCUUCCUCCUCCACAUCCACGUUCUCUGAUGCGUCCAGUAUCGUUCAAGGUACUAAGGAAAAAUGCAAGAAAGAUAGCGACCAGAUUCGUAUUGCAACGAUAGAUAACUACCAGGGAGAAGAAGUGAACAUCGUUAUCGUUUCGCUGGUGCGGAGCAACAAGACCGGUUCAGUCGGGUUCGUUGGUCAGUCACAGAGAGUGAAUGUGCUCUUGUCUCGAGCACGCAAUGUGCUGAUCAUGAUUGGGAAUAGAUGGACGUUCAAGCAUGCAAGAUCUCCGUCUGGUGCAGCAGCAAUGUGGCAAAAGCUGUUUACGAUGAUCGAGGAACAGCAGGCAAUCUUCAAGGGGUUUCCGGUCCAGUGUCCCAGACACGGCUGCCGUUUUCUUGUCGAAGAUCCGUCCUCCUUUGAAUCGCUCUCUCCCCAUGGAGGGUGCGACAUACCUUGCCGGGAAUUUCUCUCUUGCGGUAUCCAUCACUGUGAAGAGUCUUGCCACGACAGGGAUCACAGCAACCAGAGGUGUGACCAACUUGUCAAGCUGACGUGUCCAAAAGGCCACGACAUUAACACACCUUGUCAUGAUGCCUCCACGCGGGACACGUCUUCGACGUGUGAGGAGUGCCAAGCUCAAGAUGAGGUCAAGAAGCAACGACUUGAGAGAGAAGCCGAGCUUGCAGACAAAGAGAGGGCUUUGGAAAAGGAGGUGAUGGCGAAGAUGAAGAAUAUUGAGGACGAGAAGAAGAAGAUUACUGAGCUUCAUCUGCAAGAGGAGCACGACAGGAAGGUUAUGCAAAUGGAGGCAGAGAUAGAGGUAACAAAGGUAAGGGUAGAGCUCGAGAAACUGGUUGUCGAAGAGAAUCUUAAGAAAGAAGCGCUAGAAACGAAACAGAGAGUUCAGGCUCAAAUCUCCAAGCUUCAGAAGGCUGUUUACUUGAAGGUCUCAUCAGGGAAGUCGUCGUCAAGUGUGAGCCCAAACGGAGGAGUGUUCCCCUCCAAGACAGGAGAGGUUCCUGCAGCAACGGGAACCAAAAGGGAUGCACGAGAUCAUUUGUCUGAGGGCAUUACGAAGCCUAUUCCCCCCACUUUGAAGCCUGGAAUUGAAUAUACGGAAGACAGAGAGAAUGGUCAUGGCUGGGUGUCUGGGUUUAGGUACUUUGAGAAACUUCCUCUGAAGGAGAACAGUUCCGUGGAUGACCAGAUGCAAAAGACUCUGCUAUGCUUCCUAUGCAGAUCUCAGGUAGGGGAUUCAUCUCUUAAGAAAGAAAUCAAAAGCUGGUUGCACCAACGAACAGCUUCACUGGCAGCCGGGUCCAUCUACGGUCACCCUAUUUUGUACAGCUUUUGCAUGUCGACCCUGCUGGAUGUUCUCUUUUCUGCAGACAGCAAAGAUGAUCUGACAUUAAAGAUCAAAAUCUAUGGUCUGACACUAGCCUUCGUUGCUAUGGCUAGACAGAACAAAGGGGCAGUCCCUACACUCUGGCUCAGAAUGGGAACACAGAGAUUAGAACGAGUGGGUCUCGAGAUCCGAGAAUAUGUAAGUCAUCCUGGAUCGUCGACGCAUGGAAACCAAGUGGAUGGACUGGAGGGCAAACUCGGAACCAAAUGGGCUGAAGAGAAGGAAAGGAACAAAACAAAGAACAGAGGAAUGGAUAAACUGCUCAAGAUUGCUGGAUUAGGUAAGCUUAAGCUGAAAGAUUUUUGGAUAUGGCGGCGAAAGUGACAAUCUGCUGACAGUUGCCUUGAAGAGGAUGGAGUCCAGACUUAAAACACCUUCCUGCAGCUCAGCGGGUGGAAAUGAACCAGCACCUCUUGC
This is a messenger RNA of Chara braunii, 7871 nucleotides long. The record is from the annotation of a GenBank genome assembly. NCBI's taxonomy places the organism in Eukaryota, Viridiplantae, Streptophyta, Charophyceae, Charales, Characeae.